GGAUUCGUACGURGCGGCCGUGUACGAGCAUAAUUUGAUCCUGAACCCGGAUCCUCGCGUGCCUGUGUCCCGCCACGAUGCCCUGCAGCACAUGCAGAGAAACCUGGACGUGUAUGAAAAGCAGGCUGCCCUGGCUGCACUGCAAGGCGUUCAGAUACUUGUGUUUCCAGAAGAUGGCAUUCACGGGUUCAACUUCACCCGUUCAUCCAUCUAUGGCUACUUAGAAACCGUUCCUGACCCACAACAGGAGAGCUGGAACCCCUGCAAGGAGCCAGGCAGACACAACAACACUGAGGUUCUCCAGAGGCUGAGCUGCAUGGCCCGUCGCUUCAAACUCUACUUGGUGGCAAACAUGCCUGAUCUCCAACCCUGUACCCCGAAGACAGACCCAGCAUGUCCUUCUGAUGGACGCUGGCAGUUCAACACCAACGUUGUUUUCAAUUCUGAUGGCCUGCUGGUGGCACGCUACCAUAAACAAAACCUCUACUUUGAGGAGUCCUUCAACACACCUCCACAGCCAGAAAUCGUCACAUUUGAAACACCUUUCGCCGGGAGGUUUGGCCUCUUCAUCUGCUUCGACAUCCUGUUCCGAGAGCCGACAAUAGCUCUUGUGGAAAAGGGUGUAAACCAGCUGAUCUUCCCCACGGCUUGGAUGAACGCGUUCCCACUGCUGGAUUCGGUUCAGUUUCAACGGGCGUUCAGCACGGGCGCCAAUGUGACUUUGCUGGCCGCCAACCUUCGGAAAGACCCAUUCCGGAUGACAGGAAGUGGCAUCUACACCCCCUUUUCUGCCACCUAUCACCACGCUAAGAAGGGAGACCCAGAGGAGGGCCGGCUGAUUGUGGCCAGGGUGCCGGUCAUAGACCCACUGUGGGGGAGACGGAGCACGGACGUAGACGUGACUGGAUCCGAACCAACAGUGGCUAUGACCUCUGCAUACUGUCACACA
Messenger RNA from Austrofundulus limnaeus, 949 nucleotides. Its product is annotated as biotinidase. Gene Ontology annotation, molecular function: hydrolase activity, acting on carbon-nitrogen (but not peptide) bonds, in linear amides. Lineage: Eukaryota; Metazoa; Chordata; Actinopteri; Cyprinodontiformes; Rivulidae. The record is from RefSeq and is a predicted model, not a curated record.